This is a messenger RNA of Cuscuta epithymum, 2874 nucleotides long. NCBI's taxonomy places the organism in Eukaryota, Viridiplantae, Streptophyta, Magnoliopsida, Solanales, Convolvulaceae. The record is from the annotation of a GenBank genome assembly.
GAAGUGCUUCUCCAAUUUCAGCCAGGCAGGGAAACAAAAGAAGUAGAAAGAACAUCUGCAGAUUCUAUCAGCAAAGAAAAGAAGAAGAAAGAAGAAAGAAGAAAGAAGAAGCAUAUAGUAAGGAUUCGAUCAGCAAGCAAGGGGUGCAAGAACAUUAUAGCCGGCCGUAAAUUUACAACCGGGUGUCCGACCUAUAGGGGGCUUGAAGGGAAGAGGAUUAUGCGAUCAAAUGCCUAUGGCUGAGAAACAAUUAAUAAUUGCAGUUGAAGGCACCGCCGCCAUGGGCCCCUAUUGGAAUUCCAUUGUCACAGAUUACCUCGAAAAAAUCAUUAGGUGUUUUUGUGGAGCUGAGACAGUAGCACAGAAGCCAUACGGGGCUAAUGUGGAGUUCGGUUUGGUAAUGUUUAAUUCACAUGGCUCUUAUAGUGCUUGUUUGGUUCAACGAAGUGGCUGGACAAGAGAUGUUGAUCUUUUUUUCCAGUGGCUCUCCUUCAUACCCUUUGGUGGUGGGGGUUUUAAGGAUGCUGCAAUCGCUGAAGGGCUUUCUGAGGCUUUAAUGAUGCUUUCAUCUCCGAGUGGAAGCCAAAGUAAGCAGACUGUGGAAGGGCAAAAGCAUUGCAUUCUUGUUGCUGCAAGUAAUCCUUAUCCAUUGCCUACACCAGUUUAUAGACCACCGAUACAGAAUUGCGAGCCGAUUGAAAAUGAAACUCAGACUGAUGACCGCCGUCUAUCCGAUGCCGAGACAGUUGCAAAAUCAUUUGCUCAGUGUUCUGUUUCCCUGUCAGUUUUAUGUCCAAAGCAGGUCUUAAAACUCAAGACAAUCUAUGCUGCGGCAAAAAGUAAUCCACGAGGAGCGGACUUACCCAUUGACAAUCCGAAGAAUCCAUAUUACCUUGUUCUAAUUUCUGAGAACUUUAUGGAGGCUCGUGCUGCUUUCAAUCGCACCGGAAUGCCAAGUUUGCCUUCAAAUCAAAGCCCUGUUAAAAUGGACGUGUCUUCUGUUAUUCCCAUAUCUGGACCACCUGCUUCAGUUCCUUCAGCAAAUGGUCCCGUCACGAACCGGCAACCGAUUUCUACUGGAAACAUUCCCUCUGCUACUGUUAAAAUUGAGCCCACAACUGCAACCUCCAUGCCAGCGCCCACAUUUCCACAUGUUCCAUCAGUUGCUCGUGGUACCUCUCAACCUGUUCCAAACCUUCAAACUUCUUCACCUAUUUCUGUUCCCCAGGAAAACAAUGAAACUCUGCAGGAUACAAAGCCAAUGGUCGGCCAUGGAGUGUCACAGCCAGUACGUCCAUCUGGUGGCACUUCAGCUGCCAAUGUGAGAAUUUUGAAUGAUGUUGCCGUUGCCCAAGCACGUCAGGCUCUUUCUGGGGUUACUUCUCUUGCUGGGGGAACUCCUAUGCUCUCAAACGUGAUAUCCAGCGGGAUGGCAUCCUCCAUUUCUACAGCUCAAAUGGUUACGUCAUCAGGACCCACUGGACAAAGCUCUGCUCCUGCAUCAUUCGUUUCCACAUCAUCUGCCGUGUCAUCAGUUUCAAACCCAUCAACCAUGUCACAAUCAAUGAAUAAUAAUGCUCUCCCAAGCAGCAUGAGUAUGGGUCAAACAGUAGCUGUCAUGAACCAAGCAAGCAUGGCUGGCUCUCAAAUGGUGCAAACUGCAACAAGCAGGAGUCAGCAGAGUAUGACUGCUGUGCCUUCUGGUACUAUGUUGGUUUCUACUCCGGCAAUGAGUCAACAAGGGCAACAGGGGAUUCAGCAGCAAAUUGUGAAUAGUAGCAAUACAGCAGUGACUAUGUCUCUCCCCCCGCAGCAAGCAUCUAAUCAGAUGCAUUCAUCUAAUCCGAUGCAAUCGUCUAAUCAGAUGCAAACUUCUCAGUCAAAAUAUGUCAAAGUCUGGGAGGGAAACUUAUCUGGACAACGACAAGGACAACCUGUGUUCAUCACCAGACUAGAGGGGUAUAGGAGUGCAUCAGCAUCUGAAACGCUUGCUGCAAAUUGGCCUGAAACCAUGCAAAUAGUACGACUUAUUUCCCAGGAUCAUAUGAGCAACAAGCAAUAUGUUGGUAAAGCAGAUUUUUUAGUUUUUCGGGCCAUGAACCAGCAUGGUUUUCUUGGUCAAUUACAAGAAAAGAAGCUUUGUGCAGUCAUUCAAUUGCCCUCACAGACACUAUUGCUCUCUGUUUCUGACAAAGCUUGCCGCUUGAUCGGGAUGCUUUUUCCAGGGGAUAUGGUAGUAUUCAAACCCCAGAUUCCAAACCCACAACAGCAGCAGCAGCAGAUGCAACAGCAGCAGCAACAUCCUCAGCUUCAACAGUUGCAGCAGCAGCAGCAGACACUCUCACAUAUGCAACAACAACAACCGCAACUCAUGCAGCAACUGCAGCAACAGCAGAUGACACAAUUGCAACAAUCGCAACAGCAGCAACAAAUGCAGCAGCAGCAAAUGCAGCAGCAGCAAAUGCAGCAACAGCAUAUGCAGCAGCAACCUCCGCAAGGGUAUAUGCAAGGGGGGCGGUCACAGAUGAUGUCUCAGGGACAAUUAUCAUCACAAGGACUUCCAAACCUUCCCACAAGCGGGUUUAUGAAUUGAUCCGUUUAUGAAUUGAUCCUUCUCACCCUGCAAGAUAGGGUAUGUAUCUUCCAUCUGAUUAAAAAGCAACUACGUGAAAUUUCUGGGCAUUAUUAUCUUAUGUACUGGGCAAAUUUGAUCUGAGGCUAAAUUAUUGUGCAUUUCUUGGACUCUUGGAGUACAAUCAAGGCCAUUUUAGAAUAUAUGUUUAAUUUGCUUGAACAUUGUGUUUAAUUUUUGUGCAAUCUCAUUCAUUACACUACCAACAGGAAUACUAAUGGAAAUACUGUGUGCGCGUUUCU